UUUCACUACGCAAAACCAUAUUCUCGGUUACAAGCUUCUACUUUAAUUCACUUCAUUUGUGUUUUACCUUGUCCUGAAUACAAGAAAUGGCGGAAGGAGUUCUUUUCAACAUUGCAGAAGGGAUCAUCGGAAGGCUAGGCUCCCUUGCUUUCCAAGAGAUUGGAUUGAUUUGGGGUGUCCAAGAUGAGUUCCAAAAGCUCAAGGAGACAGUUGCCGGAUUCCAAGCUGUUCUUCUUGACGCUGAGCAAAAGCAAGCCAACAAUGAAGUCAAACUGUGGCUGGAAUGCGUAGAAGAUGCAGUUUAUGAAGCCGAUGACGUGUUGGAUGAGUUUAAUACUGAAGUUCAGCGGAGACGUAAUACUAAGGUGUUAAAAAAGGUGCGUCUUUUCUUUUCUAGCUCAAAUCAACUUGUUUUUGGGCUAAAGAUGGGUCAUAAGAUAAAAGAUAUUAACAAGAGGCUUACUGAGGUUGCAUCUCGUAGAACCUCUCUACCCUUAGAAGUAAAUCGUGAAGAUACACCAUUUAUAAUGAGAGAGAGGGUCACUCACUCAUUUAUCCCUAAGGAAAAUAUUAUUAUAGGGAGAGAUGAAGAUAAAAAGGCAAUAAUCCAACUUUUGUUGGAUCCCAUCUCAACUGAGAAUGUGUCAACCAUUUCCAUAGUUGGAUUUGGAGGAUUGGGGAAAACUGCACUUGCCCAACUGAUAUUCAACGAUGAGGAGAUUCAAAAUCAUUUUGAGUUGAAAAUAUGGACAUGUGUCUCUAACGUAUUUGAGUUGGAUAAAGUUGUAAAGAAAAUCCUUCAAUCCGAACAUAAUGGGAUAGAGCAGUUGCAAAAUGAUCUUAGAAAAAAAGUAGAUGGGAAGAAGUACCUACUUGUGUUGGAUGAUGUGUGGAAUGAGGAUCAGGAGAAAUGGCUUAGCUUGAAGUACUUGUUAAUGUGUGGUGGAAAAGGUAGUAGAAUACUAAUUACCACUCGCAGUGAAACCGUUGCGACAAUAUCAGACACAGCUAAACCAUACACCUUAAGGGGUUUGAAUAAAGAGCAAAGUUGGUAUUUAUUUAAGAAAAUGGCUUUUAAAGAUGGAAAAGAGCCAACAAAUUCAACAAUUAAGACAGUUGGGACGGAGGUUGCAAGAAAAUGUCAGGGAGUUCCACUUGCUAUUCGGACGAUAGGUGGGAUGUUGCACACCAAACUUCACGAAAUAGAAUGGUUGAAUUUCAAAGAAAAGAAACUUUCAAAAAUAAGCCAGAAAGAAAAUGAUAUUUUACCAACACUUAAACUAAGUUAUGAUGUGCUCCCAUCACAUUUGAAACAUUGUUUUGCUUAUUGUAGCUUGUUCCCACCUGAUUAUAAGAUCUCUGUACAGAGAUUGAUUAGACUUUGGGUGGCGCAAGGGUUCAUUAAGUCAUCUGAUGAAAACGAGUGUUUGGAGGAUGUUGCGUUUGGAUAUUACAGGGAAUUGUUGUGUAGAUCGUUUUUUCAAGAAGAAGAAGAAGACGAGUCUGGUAGAAUAGAAAGUUGUAAAAUGCACGAUCUCAUGAAUGAACUUGCAAUCUUAGUGUCGGGGGUUGGAAGCGCCGUAGUUGAUCUUAACCAAAAGAAUUUUCAUGAAAAGCUUCAUCAUGUGUCUUUCAAUUUUAAGGUUGAUCCGUUGGAAUGGGAAGUUCCAACUUCUUUGCUAAAUGCAAAAAGGAUACGAACUUUUCUUCUUCCUUGCCAAGAGUAUUCGAUUGAUAAAGAUGGGUCAUUAUGUAAUUCAUUUUGUGCUACAAUUGUUUCAAAUUUCAAGUCAUUGCGUAUGUUGAGUCUCAACAGAUUAGGAAUUAUAACAUUACCUAAUUGUCUUAAAAAAGUGAAACAUUUGAGGUAUCUUGAUCUUUGUGAUAAUCCCAUGGAGAGACUUCCGGAUUGGAUAGUUGGACUUUCGAAUUUGGAAACACUAGAUCUCACAGGCUGUAGUAAACUUGUGGAAUUGCCUAGAAACAUUAAAAAAAUGAUCAACUUAAGGCAUCUCAUCUUGGAAGGCUGUUGGAAGUUGACUCGAAUGCCACGUGGAUUGGGUGAGCUGACUGGUCUUCGUACAUUGAAUAAUUUUGUUUUGAGCGAAAACAAUUCCAUGUUGAGAGACAGUGCUAGUCUUGGUGAACUGGGGAGGCUUAAGGAAUUAAGGGGACAAUUAUUUAUUUCCAAUUUGAGGCACGAGAAAGAUGUGAUGUCGGAGUCAAAUGGUGGUGCAUUACUGAAGGAGAAACAGCAUCUCCAUUCGUUGGGUUUAUUCUGGAAAAAGGGAGACGAUGUGAACGCGGUUGAUGAGGAGGAUAUUAUAAUGUCAAUGGAAGCAUUGCAACCCCAUUCUAAUCUAAAACAGUUGUUCGUGUCUGAUUAUGGUGGUGUGAGGUUUGCGAGUUGGUUUUCUUCUCUCAUUAAUAUUGUUCAUCUCACAUUGGUUUCCUGUGAGAGAUGCCAACAUCUUCCACCCUUGGAUAAUUUGCCUUCCCUUAAGAUUCUUGUACUUUCAAGGUUGAAGAAGUUGGAGUACAUAUCAGCGAAUGAGAGCAGUAAUAGUAAGAGUGAUGAGAUGAUGAGGAUGUCAUUCUUUCCCUCCCUGGAGUACCUCUGCUUAGAAAGCUGCCCUGUUCUGAAGGGAUGGUGGAGGGCGCACACUCAUGACAGUGCUUCUUCUUUUCCCUGUCUUUCUGAAUUGACUAUCAUGUCUUGUCCUAAUCUAACUUCCAUGCCCCUGUAUCCGAAUGUGGUUGCAAUACUUCUCGAUCAAACCAGCUCGAAGGUUGUUCCCUCCCUUGUUAGAGGAGCAUCUGAUAUUACACAUGAUGUUGGUAUUGAUGUUUCUGUCUCUUCUUCUUCCCCUCAUCUCUCCAAAUUAACACAUCUGACACUUUAUCGAAUUGAGGAUUUGGAAUGUAUAUCGUCGGAAGGGAUGGGGAACCUCAUAUCACUCCAAUCGUUUUCCAUUCAACAUUGCCCAAAUUUGGCAUCACUGCCAGAAGGGAUCGCCAGCCUCACAGCACUCCAAUCGCUUACGAUUGAAGAUUGCCCAAACUUGGCAGCAUUACCAGAAGGGAUCGUCGGCCUCACAGCACUCCAAUCGCUUACGAUUGAAGAUUGCCCAAACUUGGCAGCACUACCAGAAGGGAUCGCCGGCCUCACAUCACUCCAAAGGCUUACGAUUAAAGAUUGCCCAAAUUUGGCAUCACUGCCUGAAGGGAUUCGUUGACUUCGCUGUUUAAAUACAUUGCAAAUUUGGGACUGCCCCAUGUUAAGUUAAACAUGCAAGAAAGAAACAGGUAAGGACUGGCCUAAGAUUGCUCACAUUCCAGACAUUCAAUUGGUUCAGGUGUGUUUUCUAACUUGUUUGAAUUUACACUUGCCUAAUUCAAUAAACUAUGAAAUGUUCAAAUGCCAUUCUCGUUUCUUAAUUUUGUUCUUCUUUCAUCAUCACCAGCAUUUCUUUUCUUUUUUCAGAUGACAUACCAUGUGGAUCGAAAAUUUCGUCGUCCACAGUUUUGCUUUCUCACCCACUAACUUCCAAGUAUUUUUUUUUAAUUUCGUUCUUUUCUAUUAUGUAGUCUUAUAUGCAGUGAAUGGGGCGUCAACCCUUUGAAUUCAAUAUGUGAUGACUAUGUUGACUACUUAGAGUGGUUGUAUACGAUUUUGCUUUUGAUCGUUAGGGUUUAGAUACUAUGCCCCCCUGCUGUAUGUUUUCUUUUUAAAUAAUAUAAUAUGGGCGUGAGGGCCUAGCCCCCCAGCUUCGACUGGGUUCCAGCCCUCUUUAAAUA
Malus domestica (apple) is the source of this 3798-nucleotide messenger RNA. Its product is annotated as putative disease resistance protein RGA3. Gene Ontology annotation, biological process: defense response to fungus. Gene Ontology annotation, molecular function: ADP binding. The record is from RefSeq and is a predicted model, not a curated record. NCBI's taxonomy places the organism in Eukaryota, Viridiplantae, Streptophyta, Magnoliopsida, Rosales, Rosaceae.